AUGAACUCCUGAUAAUCAGAGGGUCCGUAAACAACCGCUCAUCGAGCCUGCGUCGCACCGUAACGGACUGGCGGGUGUAGCGACCGUAUCACGCAGAGUGCGAGUAACGGAAUUUUGAGGUUAUGAACGGACCUGCGAAGAAAAGCGGCGACAACGGUGUUGCUACUGGUGCGACUUAUGCUGUCAGGUCUAAGCAGGAAAAGCCACGGUUGCCAGCGGGUCGAGGUUUCGUCAAGAUGAUGAACCCGUGCGUGAUUCCACAGCCACCUGAGGAUGUCGUUGGGGAUGGUAGGUGGAUGUCUAUGCACAAUCGUUUCGUGCAAGAAGCAAAGACAAGUGAAGGCGAGGUGUUAUUCAUAGGCGACUCGAUUAUUCAACAGUUACAAUUUUCUACUUUGUGGACUGACAAAAUAAGUUCGCUGCAUUGCAUCAAUUUUGGAAUAGGUGGAGACAGGGUGGAGAAUAUAUUAUGGAGAGUACAAAAUGGAGAGCUAGACUUCAACACUAAGAUUAAGGCUGUAGUUUUAUUCGUAGGUACAAACAACAUAGACUGUACACCGCACGAAAUAUUUGAAGGUAUCUUAGAGAUAAUCAAAGAGAUAAAACAUCGAUUGGGAAAUGAUGUUGCCAUCAUUUUGCCGACGUUGCUUCCAAGAGGUCAGUACCCAAACCCCUACAGGGAACGUAACGACCACGUCAACACAUUCCUGCUGGAUAAAUUCUGCAAUGAAGCCAACGCUGAUGAGGUCACAGAAAACGUCCACGUUGUUGUGAUCGAUAACGACAUAAUCAGCAACGACCAAACCAUAUCACAUCACAUCAUGCAUGACUACCUGCAUCUCACUAACUCUGGAUACACUAAGGUUUUCGGAAAGGUCUACGAGAAGCUGUGCGAGGUCCUCAAAGUACCGCCAACCAAAUGAUACAAGUUUCUGGUUGUUGGAUGAUAUUGUUGCUUCCAUAAGAUUAUGUAUUUUUAUAUAAGAUUCAUUAUUACUAUUUUUAAUAAAUGUAUUAUUCUUAUA
Messenger RNA from Acanthoscelides obtectus, 1025 nucleotides. The record is from the annotation of a GenBank genome assembly. Lineage: Eukaryota; Metazoa; Arthropoda; Insecta; Coleoptera; Chrysomelidae.